GAAUCCGUGUUGCUAAAUAUAAUACGCGGAGGCACGCGAUUCUCUUACGGCCGGGGGUUGCAGGAUGAUCAUCAACAUCCCAAAGCCCAAACAUUAUUCUCGAUAGUGAUCUUGUUGUUUCGUUGGUAGGUUUCUCGCAACGAAAAUUGUAGCAUAAAAAGUGAACGAACAGUUGUGACAUAUCAAACCAAUUGAGAUAUAGCCAGUUUCAAAGGAAAUCUUUCCUUAGUUCAGUGAUUCUUCAGAGGUGAAGGUUUCUCGAAGACGAUUUUAUAUGUGUUUUAGAUUUACAUAGAUUUACAUAGAUUUACAUACUACUGAUGUCUUUGUCACGUGGUAACCGGCCAAAUUACAGAGAUGAAUAUCCAGAAGCCUGAGGGUCUUUUGUCAGUGGUUUUACCAACUGAACUUGCGUCUUCGCCGAGUUCGCGACAACUCAUUAUAAAUCAAGACCAACAGGAUGAAGAGGCAUCAGACUGUCCACUUUUAACUCCUAGUCCACCGGCGACGCAAACGAACAAUGGCUUGGAAUCUAGCGCGAUAUUCGUUUCCCUGGAGGGAAAUCCCGUGGAAUCGAUUUCGCCGCCAACGCUGGAAAACAUUAAUAAAGAGGACGGACUUAACGAGUUCAUGAACAUAGUGAACAGCUCGAGCAGAACGCUGAACGAUGAGCCUAGUUCACGAGAUCCAAUGGUGGAAUCGACGACCAGCGGAAGUAGCAGUGACACGAAUGGGCCAGUUUGUGCACAGCUGUUGACACAGUUGAACACAGCCUAUCAGCAUCUUGCACCUGAUGCUCAAGCACUGUUUUACAAUCAGGAGAACGGCGGAAAGCCACCAUUGGUCGGGAUUCAGCUGGUGGUACCAAAACCGUCGAAAGAUUACCGUUUUAUGAAAUGGAACUGGCCACUUAUAAGGAAGACUUGUUUUUGGUCUCUGAUGUCGGUGCUCGCUGGAUGCGCAGCACUGGUGAUCGGUGUGAUCUCCACAAUGCCUAGAAAGUGUGAUCCUCCCGUUCAAUGGUGGCAAGGAAGUGUUUUCUACGAAAUAUUCCCAGCAUCUUUUCAAGAUUGGUCGAAAGGCGACGGCAUCGGUGAUCUUCGAGGCAUAACGAUGCGUUUGGACUACUUAAAACAGUUAGGCGUGCGCGGGAUUCGCCUAAAUUCUAUUUUCCCAGCAGCACAUUAUCCUGAGUACUAUUCGAACAUCGAUAACUUGACAGAUAUCAACAAAGAUUUAGGAACGUUAGAUGAUUUUGCUACGCUUGUGCGAGAGAUUCAUCGUCGAAACAUGAGUCUGAUUCUAGAUCUACCUUUGUACCCCUUCAUAAAAACUAUAUAUAAUGAAACUGUGUCUUCCGAAAAACCGAAUAAAACAGACAAAGCUGUGCGCGAGAGAAGAGACGUUACAGAUAGCGUAAUUCUACAGGAGGUUGUGUCAACAACACCUCCUGCGUCGUUACAAGCGAUUCAAAAAGUGUUGUCUUCGAUACCACCUCCUCUGGAUGGCGUACAGCACGAAGCACUUACAUCGAAUGAUGCUGAUAACAUAUCAGAGAAUUCCGUCACAACGGCCAUUAAAAUUUGGUUAGAAAGGGGAGUCGACGGCUUCUAUUUAAAAGGACUAGAAUAUUAUGUUGGUGAAGAGUCCUUUGCUAGCAGCUUGAAGCAUUGGAAGUCUAUUUUAGGGUCUCAAAGAAUAUUUAUUUGUCAUAUGGAUGCCUUGAACGCUGCCAGAACGGUUACGGCGAAAAACUCCAUCCUAAUGAAAGUGGAUCUCGUAGAUAUUACGUUGCGCGUCACGAAUGGCACAAAGGAUAUUAAAAAACAAAUAGAGGACGUCACGAAUGGUUUAUUGUUCGAAAAACCGGGUUAUCCUUGGGUUCAUUGGUCCAUAGGCGGGGUGGAGUUUAAAAGGGUAGCAUCUACCAUUAGUGUGAAAAAUGCCACCCUAGCCACCACUUUGUUAGGAAUGAUGCUUCCAGGAACGCCGAGUAUAUUCUAUGGAGACGAGAUAGGUAUUUUGGAUUGCGAAUGUGAGGAUCAUAAAGAUCUUGCUCACGUGCACAAUUUGGCUCCUAUGUAUUGGGAGGAAGUCGGCGGUUCCGAGAUUAAAUUUGCAUCUAUUGGUGUUACACCUUGGCUUCCAGAAGCUGUGAAACCGUUACAAACAAGUUUAUUUGGAACCAUUGCUGAGAUGGCUUCUUUAAGAUCAGAAACAACACCAAUUUAUGUUAAAGCGGUGUUGAAAGAGAAUCAGGUGCUUGCGAACUGUGAUAUUAGGUAUGCAGAGGAUGAAAUGAUUGUAAUAGAACGAUGGUAUCCACGACGGAAUACUUAUGUCUUUUUAGCGAAUUUAGGUAACAAGAUGCAAACGAAAGAUUUAUCUUUCCUUUAUUACGGUGGCCAUGUUGUAGUCGGUCCAUCAUACAGAUUAAACAAAGACGUGUAUUUUAAACAACUCAUUAUACCUCCGGGUGAGGCUUUUAUUAUAAAACUUGACAAAUGAAGAUCUGCCAUGAUAUUAAAGAUCUAUGCAACAUUCAUUUUAUAUGUACGAUAAAAAUUUUCGCGUCUUUGAUUGAUAUGUUCUGCGUGAAUUUGUGAUAUUUUAUUUGAAGAAUAUCGAUGACGUUGCGAACGUUGUACAACGAAUGUUUAGAUACAAAAGUUCCUAUUAAUCGUAAAUCAGUUAGGAACGACUAUAAAUGUCCAACAUAAGAAAAACGACGCAAUGAGAAAUAAAUUGUAUACAUGCGGCGUGAAAAGAAAAAAGAGAAGGAAGGUUUGUGCUGUCUCAACGAUUUUAUGUACACGGGUAAAAUGUGCUUAGACACAAAAUCAAAAGCUCAUAAAAAAAAUCAAAUUCUGUAUUAUUAACUUAGUCUCGUUGGUAAUAAUGAAAAAGCACAACGAACGAUCACGCAUUUCACAUUCCAAAAAAAGACAGAUCAUUUCACGUUUGCCUGUGUUCAUUUUAAUGAUCAAAAUCUAGGAUGA
This is a messenger RNA of Eufriesea mexicana, 2999 nucleotides long. RefSeq names its product neutral and basic amino acid transport protein rBAT. Lineage: Eukaryota; Metazoa; Arthropoda; Insecta; Hymenoptera; Apidae. Gene Ontology annotation, biological process: carbohydrate metabolic process. The transcript is spliced from 8 exons. Bases 358 to 2508 code for a protein of 716 amino acids. The record is from RefSeq and is a predicted model, not a curated record.